GGUGACGUCAGGCGGGGGCGGGGCCGGCGGCGGCGGCGCAAGAUGGCGGCGACCACGGGCGCGGGAGUAAAAGUUCCUCGUAAUUUUCGUCUUUUGGAAGAACUUGAAGAAGGUCAGAAGGGAGUAGGGGACGGAACAGUUAGCUGGGGCCUUGAAGAUGAUGAAGAUAUGACACUUACGAGAUGGACAGGAAUGAUUAUUGGGCCUCCAAGAACAAUUUAUGAAAACAGAAUAUACAGCCUUAAAAUAGAAUGUGGGCCUAAGUAUCCAGAAGCACCUCCAUUUGUAAGAUUUGUAACAAAAAUUAAUAUGAAUGGAGUAAAUAGUUCUAAUGGAGUGGUGGACCCCAGAGCCAUAUCAGUCCUAGCAAAAUGGCAGAAUUCUUAUAGUAUCAAAGUUGUUCUGCAAGAGCUUCGGCGUCUAAUGAUGUCUAAAGAAAAUAUGAAACUUCCUCAGCCACCUGAAGGACAAUGUUACAGCAAUUAAUUAAAAAAAAAAAAAAACAACAUGCCCCCCCUUAUUCAAUUUAAGCUGUCUUCAUUUUCCACAGUAGUAAAUUUUCUAGAUGCAUCUUGUAGACCUCAAAAUACUGGAAAGGAAGUUCCCAUUCAAAGGAAGUUUUUCUUGAGAUACUGUAAAUGAUACUAAUUUUUUUUUUUUCAUUUGAAAUAUAAGUUGUGCUAUAACAAAUAAUCCUGUCGUGUAACCACUGUCCACAUAGCUGAACUUCUGGUAUCAGGAAAAGUCUAUUUAAAUUUAUUACUGUCAAGACCAGUGUGGCACAUCCAACUUAACUGUGAAAGGAUCCAUCCCACAAUCACCUUGCUGUGUGUCUGGCCUGGGUUAUUUUUUUCUUUCUCUCUCUUUUGCAAUAGAGUCGAAGCUCAGGGCUAUUUAUUAGAGUAGACACAAAGGUUUUUGCUUCCAGUACUACACUGGGCUGUAUGGACUACUACUGGGGAUGUGUGCUAACCUCAGUCAUCCCUCCCUUUGUGCUCGCUCUAGUAAAGGCUGAAUGUGACUGUGGUCGUUUUUGGGUUUUUAUUGUUUUUUUAAAUGCCCUGAUAAUCUGGGCCAAGCUUUCCUUCUUUCCUUUGGCCAAGGCAUAGAUUGUAUUUCUCUUCCUGGUCUCCCUCACCAGUGAUGUGAGCUUUGGGUGAGGGAUUCAGGGUUCUUUUUAUCUCUUCCCUCUUCCCCUCUUUUUAGUGGGGGUGCUGCUUUCUUUUUGCCCCUUUUGGUGACUCUUCUCACCCCUGGCCCAGGGGUGAGCGUCGGGGCAAUAACUUGACCUGUUCCCUCCUGCUUAUCGUUUUGGUUUUGCAACAAAUUUAGUCUUCACCAGCCUGGGAAACAAGAGUAUCUGUUCUGCUGGCAAGCGUGGGUUUUCCCUUCCCUCCGGCACUGCUGCCACACCGCCAAGCUGGCCACGGCCGUGCUCUUAGAUAGGCUUUGACGUGGGGAAAAGAGCAGUAAUUUACCAGGAUUGCCCAAAGUUCUGCUGCCAAGCCUCACUGGGGGACACUCUGCACCCAGAGGUUCUGAACACGCUCCAGGUACCCUCGAAUCACUGUGCUUUGGUGCUUUGGAUUGACCCGAGAAUGUUAAUUAACAAAACGUUGCACUUGUGUUUGCCCCUCCUAAAGAUGUAACAACCACAGACAAAUCAAAUCCGGGCGGUAGAUUUCGUUAGGGCUCUGUAAGUCUUAGAAAUCUCUUCAGUGAAGGUUUUGGGGAAGCGGUGGCACAGCAGAUUAAGGACCUUGAUUGGCUUUGCAUCCUGGCAAAUCACUGCCUUUUCUGGUUUACUCUUCAGGACCACUAACUGCUGCAAUGUGGAUGCAAGCUUACAGGAAACCAACCUAGUGUGUCCUAAGUUUUAUGAAAAAUUCAGUGUUUGUGUAAAAAAAAAAAAAAAUAAAAGAAAAAAUAAGGAAAAAAAGAAAAGAGUAAAAAUAAACACAUUUUAAAGCAGCAGCUGUCAAGUCAAUGAACAAUUGAUGUUUCCAUUAACUUCUGAGGAAAAUAUUAGUUGUAAGGAUUUAACAUCCUCUGUACUGAAAGUUUAACAUAACAGUAUUCCAUAAGCAGCCUUUUUAUUGUAUCAGACCAUUGCCUGAUUUUAAUAUAAUAAAAAGUGUGCAUUAAUAUUAGAA
This is a messenger RNA of Melospiza melodia melodia, 2153 nucleotides long. RefSeq names its product ubiquitin conjugating enzyme E2 V1 (gene UBE2V1). The transcript is spliced from 4 exons. The record is from RefSeq and is a predicted model, not a curated record. Gene Ontology annotation, biological process: DNA damage tolerance; protein K63-linked ubiquitination. The coding region runs from base 43 to 486 and encodes 147 amino acids. Lineage: Eukaryota; Metazoa; Chordata; Aves; Passeriformes; Passerellidae. Gene Ontology annotation, cellular component: nucleus.